AUGGCAUUUAUACCGAGGGAUCAGAGAAUCAAGAUUGGUGACACCGAAGAUAAAGACACACUUACCGGUACUACGAUAUUAGCAGAUGACCAAUCGGAAGAGGCGGACCAGCUCUUUAUCCAGGUCUUGAAGAAUCUCAAGACGAAGCUUGGCGCGGACCUUCCCGAUAGGCUAACGAGUAUGGCCAACCUAGCGUUCUCGCAUUGGGGCCUAGGCCGAUGGGAAGAGGCAGAGCAGCUCGGGAUACAAGUCUUGAAGUCUCGCAAGACGAAGCUUGGCAAAAAGCAUCCUGAUACGCUAAAUAUCAUGAAAAAUCUAGCGUCUACGUUCUGCAACCAGGGCCGGUGGGACGAGGCGGAACAGCUCCAGGUCCAGGUUAUGAAGGCUUACAAGGCGAAGUUCGGCGCGGACUUUCCCCACACGCUGGCGAGCAUGGUAAACCUUGCCUUGACCUGA
Molecule: messenger RNA, 456 nt
Organism: Penicillium atrosanguineum
Lineage: Eukaryota; Fungi; Ascomycota; Eurotiomycetes; Eurotiales; Aspergillaceae
Exons: 2
Coding region: 1-456 (151 amino acids)
Molecular function (GO): protein binding
Source: RefSeq, a predicted model, not a curated record